CGAUGACCACAGCGAGCAACUUGACCAAAAUAUUUUCAACCCAAAAAUAUUACCCAUGUGUUUUUUUGGAGAAAAAACCAAAAAAAUGGUUAAACAACAACAACAACAAUUAUUAUGUUUAGAUCGUUUGAUACAAGAUUUACAACAAUUAAAUAAUGAUCAUCAAACAGCUGAUGUUAUUUUUAUUGUUGAUAAUAAUCAUCAUCAUCAACAUUCGAAUGAAUCGAAUAAUAAUGAACUGACAAAACUCAACGAUAAUAAUGAUGGUAAAAAUGAUGAUGAUAAUGAUAAUCAAAAUACUGAAACAUUAUAUGCACAUCGUUUAAUUUUACGUGCAAGAUGCCAAAAUUUUAAAAAUGUAUCAUCUGCAUCGGCUGAUAAUAUUUGUUGUCGAAAAUUAUCUGGAAGUUCAAUAACAAAAGAAGAUAAUGGUCAAACUUGGAUAAUACGAUGGCCAAAAAUCAAAUCCUAUGCAUUACGUUUGGUUUUGAAUUAUAUUUAUACAUCAAAAAUUGAAUUAAAUUCUACCAAUGAUGAUAAUGAUCGUUGUGAUGAUAAAAUAUUUGAUAUUUUAAUCAUUGCAUAUGAUUUUGACCUAGAUGAAUUGAUUGAAAUUUGUGAACAACGUAUUUUGGAAAUCGUUGAUGUUAAUAAUGUUUGUCGAUAUCUGGAUAGAUUCAUUGAAAUUGGUCAAAAAAUUCAUACAAAAAAUGGACCAAAUUGUAUCAUUGAUCAAUGUAUGGAAUUUAUUAAUGAAAAUGCUUAUGAAUGUGUUAAAACAGAAUCAUUUCGAAAUAUUUCCAAAGAAACAAUGAUUCAUCUAUUACGAUCUGAUCAUUUUUCAUUAGAUGAAGCUGAUGUAUUUCGUUCGUUAAUUGAAUGGGCAAAAUAUCAAACUAACGUUUAUAAAUCGGUUGAACAUUGGAAUGAUGAUGAUCGUAAACGUAUACAGAAUCAAUUAUCUGGUGUUAUAAAUCAUUUAAGAAUAUUAUUGAUCGAUAGCCAAGUGUUUGCUGAAGAAAUUGAACCAACUGGUGUUAUACCGAUUGAACUUUCAUUGGAAAGAUAUAGAUUUGCUGCACUUGCUAUCAAUAAUAAUAAUAAUAAUAAUGUAGGCCAUAAAUCUCAACAACAAAUUCAUGAUGCGAUCAAUAAUAAACGUUUACAACCACGAUCAACAACAAAUAUUUAUCGAUCAUUUCCCGAAUCAAAAUUAUUAUCAAAUAUUAAUGUUAAAUAUGAACAAACAUUAAACGAUUGGUAUGGUCAUGAUAGCAAACAACGUUGGCAAUUAAUAUUUCGUGCUAGUGAACAUAAAUUUUCGGCCGAAGCAUUUCAUAAUUAUUGUGAUGGAAUUGCACCAACUUUUGUUCUUGUAUUGAGUACAAAAGGUUAUCUUAGUGGUGGUUUUUCCGAUAUACCAUGGACCAGUGGUAAUCGUGGACGUGGUUGUUAUGCAUCAUCAGAAAAAUCUUUUCUUUUUCGUUUGAAAAUACCAUCCGAUGAACAAUCUUCAAUCAAAUAUGAUGUGAAAAAGAAAAUCUUUGCCAUUGGACAUAUGGCAAGUAAAGGACCUGUUUUUGGUGCCGGUGCCGAUUUGCUUAUUGCCGAUAGUUGUCAUUUAAAUGAAGAUAGUUAUUCCAAUCUUCCACAUUCAUAUGAUGGUCCAUAUGCUUCAGUUGAUACUUUAUUUGGAUCAUAUUAUUUUACCGUAAUUGAUUAUGAAGUUUUUACAUUAUUUAACAAUUCGAAUUCAAAUUAACUUUUUUUUACAAAUUAUCGAUUAAAUCGAUUAUGAUGUACAUUACUUUUAGCAACAAAUAAAA
Messenger RNA from Dermatophagoides pteronyssinus (European house dust mite), 1826 nucleotides. RefSeq lists its product as uncharacterized. The record is from RefSeq and is a predicted model, not a curated record. NCBI's taxonomy places the organism in Eukaryota, Metazoa, Arthropoda, Arachnida, Sarcoptiformes, Pyroglyphidae. Gene Ontology annotation, molecular function: protein binding.